Molecule: messenger RNA, 363 nt
Organism: Fusarium subglutinans
Lineage: Eukaryota; Fungi; Ascomycota; Sordariomycetes; Hypocreales; Nectriaceae
Exons: 2
Coding region: 1-363 (120 amino acids)
Source: RefSeq, a predicted model, not a curated record
AUGGCAAAGACAAAAUCUAGAAUUCAGCCCUUCUUAGAGGCUGUUCGUAACGCUAGACAACUCAUCUUCACCGUCAUCGUGAUUGCCAUUUUCGCCAUUGCGUGGUUGGUUCAGGGUGGUACGAUUGACAUGCCAGAAUGGACCAAAGACAUGCGGCAUCUCGAUGGGGACGACUGGACGAAAUAUGCCGUGAUAAUCAUCGUCGCUAUGUACAUCAACAUUGAGAUCACGCUCGCCGGCGCUGAUACUAGCUUUGGCAAGACCAUUGCUACUGCUCAAGGUGCUACCUACUCGGGCCUUACCAGCACCAACGGUGGCAAGGUCCGGAAGAUUAGUCAAAUCUGGGUUCCUAGAACGGUUUGA